Juglans microcarpa x Juglans regia is the source of this 2597-nucleotide messenger RNA. Its product is annotated as protein TOC75-3, chloroplastic-like. Gene Ontology annotation, biological process: protein import into chloroplast stroma; chloroplast organization. The transcript is spliced from 7 exons. Lineage: Eukaryota; Viridiplantae; Streptophyta; Magnoliopsida; Fagales; Juglandaceae. The record is from RefSeq and is a predicted model, not a curated record. Gene Ontology annotation, cellular component: chloroplast outer membrane.
UGGGGUUGGGGGAAGAAGAAGAAAGAUGCAGUCUUUGACAGCCUCAAGCCACCACCACCAUUCCUCCCCUCUCUCCUUCAGGACCAACUUCGCUUCUCGCACCCCUAAACGCACCCUUCAAUGCGGCUUUCUCCUUCCCUCCUUCUCCUCCUCCUCCUCCUAUUCUCCAAAACCUAAACCCCUCAAAUCCUCUUUCAAACCCCUCGUUCAAAACCUUUGUCUCCUCCUCCUCCGCCGCCACUCUGCUCUUCCACAUCCGCGCUCUCUCUAGAGAAUUCGGCGGUGGGGGUUCAGGCGGCUGGGGAUUCGGUGGAGGCGGCGGAGGGGACGGAGACGGUGGCGGUGGAAGGAUUUUCUGAAGGAGAUUUCUCUCUCCCGCAGUGGCCAAUGCUGAGGAGCCGCAGAACGAGGGAUGGGACUCACAUGGCCUUCCUGCCAACAUCGUCGUCCAGCUCAACAAGCUCUGCGGCUUCAAGAAGUACAAUGUCCCCGAGAUCCUCUUCUUCGAUAAGAGACGCUGGACCACCGUCGGCACCGAAGACUCCUUCUUCGAGAUGGUCUCCUUGAGGCCCGGUGGGAUCUACAACAAGGCUCAGCUCCAGAAAGAACUCGAGACCCUAGCAACCUGCGGGAUGUUCGAGAAAGUCGACAUGGAGGGGAAGACCAAUUCCGACGGCACCAUCGGCGUUACGAUAUCGUUCACGGAGAGGACGUGGCAGUCCGCGCCGAUAAGUUUCGUUGCAUCAAUGUCGGGUUAAUGCCGCAGUCGAAGCCGAUGGAAAUGGACGCUGAUAUGACCGAUAAGGAGAAGAUGGAGUACUACCGGUGCCUGGAGAAGGACUACAAGAGGAGGAUCGAGAGGGCAAAGCCAUGCCUAUUGCCUAUGCCAGUGCACAUAGAGAUUAUGCAAAUGCUGAGGGACCAGGGGAAGGUGAGCGCGAGGCUGUUGCAGAGGAUUCGGGACCUGGUCCAGAAGUGGUACUUCGACAAAGGGUAUGCGUGCGCGCAGGUGGUGAAUUUCGGGAAUUUGAAUACGAAGCAGGUGGUUUGUGAGGUGGUGGAAGGGGAUAUUACCCAGACGAAUAUCCAGUUCCUAGAUAAGCUCGGCAAUGUCAUUGAGGGGAACACGCAAGUUGCCGUGGUGAGAAGGGAAAUGCCCAAACAGCUUCGAUCAGGCGAAGUUUUUAACAUAGAGGCAGGGAAGCAAGCUCUGAGGAACAUAAACGCUCUAGGUUUGUUUUCCAACAUUGAGGUGAACCCCCGGCCUGAUGAGAAGAAGGAAGGAGGGAUCAUUGUUGAACUAAAGCUUGAGGAGCUAGAACAUAAGACCGCUGAAGUUCCUACUGAAUGGAGUAUUGUUCCUGGACGUGGAGGACGUCCCACUCUGGCAUCAUUGCAGCCUGGUGGGACUAUUACUUUUGAAAACCAGAAUAUCAACGGGUUAAAUAGAUCCAUUAAUGGUUCGGUGACUACCAGCAAUUUCUUGAAUCCUCAAGAUGAUCUUGCCUUCAAACUUGAGUAUGUGCAUCCUUAUUUGGAUGGCAUGUAUAGUCUACGCAACCAAACUCUGAGAGUAAGCUGCUUCAAUAGCAGGAAACUGAGUCCGGUCUUCACCCGUGGGCCAGGGGCGGAUGAAGUCCCCCCUAUAUGGGUUGAUCGAACUGGUGUCAAGGCUAAUAUUACAGAGAAUUUUACCCGUCGGAGCAAAUUCACUUAUGGUCUUGUAAUGGAAGAGAUAACAACACGUAAUGAAAGCAGCAAUAUCUGUCCAAAUGGUCAAAGAGUGUUGCCAAAUGGAGGAAUUAGUGCAGAUGGACCUCCAACAACCCUCAGCGGUACUGGCAUUGACCAAAUGGCAUUUUUACAGGCGAAUAUUACGCUUGAUAACACCAAGUUCUUAAAUGAAGCUAUAGUUGGUUCAAGGAAUGUAUUUCAGGUAGACCAAGGCCUAGGCAUCGGCAGCAAGUUUCCAUUUUUCAACCGCCACCAGCUAACAUUGACACGGUUUUUCCAGCUGAAGGAAGUGGAGGAAGGUGCUGGUGAACCACCACCACCUGUCCUUGUUCUUCAUGGUCACUAUGGUGGCUGAGUGGGGGACCUUCCAAGUUACGAUGCUUUUACCCUUGAAGGUCCCUAUUCUGUGAGGGGUUACAACAUGGGUGAGAUUUGUGCGGCCAGAAACAUUCUUGAGCUGGCAGCUGAGAUACGGAUUCCUGUAAAAGGUACACGUCUAUGCAUUUGCAGAACAUGGAAUGAUCUAGGAACUUCAAAGGAUGUCAAGUGGAACCCGACCGAGGUCUACAGGCGACUGGGUCAUGGGUCUUCCUAUGGUUUUGGCGCCAAGCUAGGUCUAGUACGAGCUGAGUUUGCCAUUGAUCAUAACUCCGGCACUGGCGCAUUCUUCUUCCUAUUUGGAGAGCGGUUCUGACUUCUUAGAUGCAAUUGGUUGCAUAUUUUAUAGAGUAUAUUCUAGUCUUUAGGUAUAGGCGUAGAACUUUUUAGUAGUUUGUCAAUUCGGAAAGGCAUUUUGGGAGGCGUGAAACCAACUAUAUUAUUGAGUUCGGGUGGAAAGCAUGUUUCUCCCAAAAUUGUAUAUU